CGAACAAUGGAUACUACAUUUGAUGCGGAAAGCCAGAUGGCAAAUCGCAAACGACGGAUUGAAAUGGAAGAUUUGUCAAAUGUCGAGUUUGAGACGAGUGAAGAAGUUGAAGUUUUGCAAUCUUUUGAUAAAAUGGGCUUAAAGAGUGAUCUUCUUCGAGGAAUUUUCUCUUAUGGCUUUGAAAAGCCUUCAGCAAUUCAACAGCGCGCAAUCAUGCAGAUUGGUCGUGAUGUAAUCGCACAAGCACAAUCUGGCACAGGGAAAACGGCAACAUUUUCUAUUGGCGUACUUCAAUCUUUGGAUGUUGUGGCUCGUGAAACGCAAGCUCUUGUUUUGGCACCAACUCGUGAACUGGCAGUUCAAGUUCAAAAGGUCAUUCUUGCGCUUGGUGAUUAUAUGAAUGUUCAAUGCCAUGCUUGCAUUGGUGGCACUAAUGUUGGAGAAGACAUUCGCAAAUUGGAUUAUGGACAGCACGUCGUUUCUGGAACACCAGGACGUGUUUUUGAUAUGAUUCGGCGUCGUAAUCUGCGCACGCGUUCAAUAAAAAUGUUGGUUUUGGACGAGGCCGAUGAAAUGCUUAGUAAAGGUUUUAAGGAGCAAAUUUAUGAUAUUUAUCGUUAUUUGCCUCCUAACGCGCAGGUUGUUCUUCUCAGUGCAACUUUACCUCACGAUGUUCUUGAAAUGACAAGCAAGUUUAUGACAGAUCCGAUCCGUGUUCUUGUCAAACGUGACGAGUUAACUCUUGAAGGAAUUAAACAGUUUUUUGUAGCUGUCGAACGAGAAGAAUGGAAAUUUGAUACACUCUGCGAUUUGUACGACACUCUAACAAUUACACAAGCAGUUAUAUUUUGCAAUACACGACGAAAGAUGCGGGAAGCCAACUUUACUGUUUGUUGUAUGCAUGCAGAUAUGGAACAAAAAGACCGUGAUGCAAUCAUGAAACAGUUUCGAGCUGGGGAAAGCCGAGUUUUGAUCAGCACAGAUGUUUGGGCUCGUGGGUUGGACGUUCCGCAGGUCUCGCUUGUUAUCAACUACGAUCUUCCAAACAAUCGUGAAUUGUAUAUUCAUCGAAUUGGACGUUCGGGGCGUUAUGGGCGCAAGGGUGUUGCUAUCAACUUUGUCAAAAACGAUGAUAUUCGUAUUCUUCGCGAUAUUGAACAAUAUUAUUCUACACAGAUCGAUGAAAUGCCGAUGAAUGUGAGUGAACUGAUUUAA
Messenger RNA from Meloidogyne enterolobii, 1215 nucleotides. Lineage: Eukaryota; Metazoa; Nematoda; Chromadorea; Rhabditida; Meloidogynidae. The record is from the annotation of a GenBank genome assembly.